Pseudopipra pipra is the source of this 4472-nucleotide messenger RNA. It is a transcript of the gene VKORC1L1, whose product is annotated as vitamin K epoxide reductase complex subunit 1 like 1. Bases 50 to 580 code for a protein of 176 amino acids. Gene Ontology annotation, biological process: peptidyl-glutamic acid carboxylation; vitamin K metabolic process. Lineage: Eukaryota; Metazoa; Chordata; Aves; Passeriformes; Pipridae. The transcript is spliced from 3 exons. The record is from RefSeq and is a predicted model, not a curated record. Gene Ontology annotation, molecular function: vitamin-K-epoxide reductase (warfarin-sensitive) activity.
GCGGGCGCCGGGCGCGCGUCGCGGUCUGAGGCGGAGGGACGGGGCAAAGAUGGCGGCGCCCGUCCUGCUGCGGGUGUCGGUGCCGCGCUGGGAGCGGGUGGCGCGGUCCGCCGUGUGCGCCGCCGGCAUCCUGCUGUCCCUCUACGCCUGCCACCUGGAGCGCGAGAAGGGCCGCGACAGCCACUACCAGGCCCUGUGCGACCUCAGCGAGCGGGUGCGCUGCUCCGCCGCCAUCACCUCCAGAUGGGGUCGAGGAUUCGGUCUGUUGGGUUCCAUCUUUGGAAAGGACAGUGCAAUAAAUCAGUCAAACAGUGUUUUUGGACUCGUGUUUUAUAUACUACAAAUGCUACUUGGUAUGACAGCAAGUGCAGUAGCAGCUCUAAUCCUCAUGACAUCCUCCAUAGUGUCUGUAGUAGGGUCAUUGUACUUGGCAUACAUUCUGUACUUCGUGCUGAAGGAAUUUUGCAUUGUCUGCGUCAUCACAUAUUUGCUGAACUUCAUUCUCUUUAUCAUCAACUACAAACGACUAGUUUAUUUGAACGAGGCCUGGAAACGGCAACUCCAACCCAAACAGGAAUAACCCCUGUUUGAACUCUUGACUGACAGUCUGAAGACCCAACUUCCAUUAAGUUUAUUUUGCAGUAAUUUUUUAUUCUCCAUAUCAGACACUCUCCCCGAGAAUCAUAACUGAAUUUUUAAUUAUAAAUUUGAAGGGGCCCCCGAUAAUUUUUCUGUGCUAAUCUUCAGUUUAAAUGUGGUUGUGAAAGAAAGCUCUAAUACAAUCAAAGACAAGCUUUAACUUUACUUUGAAGGAGUUUUAGCCACAGCAAAACCUAGACUCUCUCUUCCCCCUCCACUUGUGAAGUGGGUAACACUUGCUAUAAAAUAUCCUGUAUAUAAAUUCAGGUAUAACAAGAUGUGAUCAUGAAAUUAAAUAUUCUAGACUAGCAUCACCAUAUUUAAUGUUGCCAUGUUUACAGUAUGUGUAUUACUUUUUUGUUUUCGUUUUGGUUUUUUUUUUUUUUUUUUAGCUGAUGGACUUAGAUUUGACUAGGACUUACACUGUAAAUAAAAUUAGAACUAUUGGUUUCAUCCCUGGAGAACUCACUGUACAAUGGGUUUUGUUAGGAGCUGUCAGAGGGUUCAGCUCACAGUCGACUGCCACGAUGGAAGAAGUGACCUCUGAAGAGAACACGGAGUUGCUGCACUCACUGCUCGUGCUGUCCCAAGAAUGAUGCUUGGGGUUGGUUCCAUUUUUUUUUUUUUCUCUCCUGUCUUUCUUUUUGUCUCCAGUAUCGAAAAAUGGAAUUAAAGCUGAAACCUGAAGCGUGUUCAUUAAACCACAACCUCGUUAAUUCUGUACCGAGUGAAAAUAGCUCCGUGUGGUCGAUGGAAAGCCGCCACCAGGAUAUUCUGUGCAGGUUGGGGGUUGGUGUAUCAAAGUGUUCUUUGAAAGGACUCAGUUUCCAUGCAGAGCUGUUUCAUUUUUAAGCUGUGGUCAGCCAGCCAGUGUUACUAAUGUUUGAUGUUCUAUGAAUGCUGCAGUAUAGGAUUGCAAUUGCAGUGGAAACCACUGACUGAGCGGGGUAACCAAGUCGUGCACUGAAAAAGCAGUUACUUAAUUGAUCUUCGUCAGGAUCCUUGGUUUGUGCUAUAUUGGGAAAUGAACUUUAGGCCUGACACACACACACAAGAUCCCUUGGAAGGGCAAGCUGUUUAAUGGGAUAAGUGAGUAAAUGUGCUCCUGAAAAUGAAAUGUGAUGUAGUGCUAUCAUUGCUCUUUCUAAUAACUAAUUGGGAAAAAAAAAAUAUUAAACUGCGGAUUUAAAGGAACAAAAUUGUACAUGUUGUUUCUGCACUCAGUAUUCUAAGGCUGAAUGUUAAAAGUGCCUUCUGUCUUAAAAUCUUAAACCAAAUACUUUGCGUUGAACUUGGCAGGCAGAAGUGUCCUUGCUUUAAAAAUGAACAAACAAACAAACAAAAUUCCCAGCAAACUUGCUGGGGAUAGAGGAGUAUUAAGAGAUAUGUUUAGUUUUUAGACUGAGAAGUGGUAGCAAUAUUGUUUCAGUUUAAUUAAAAAAGGUUGAUGGCAAUUUGGAAAAGUAAAAUAUUUGUGUUUCAGACUCUGUGACACGAAAACGUGUAGGUUCAGUUACUUUCUGUAAUUGGUGCUGUGCUGCUUUUUGCCCUUGUCAGCUUCUAAAUAUGAAGAAUUCCAACUGCAUACCAGUUAUUUAAGGAAUUAAUUUAACUACUUUUUUGGAUUUUUUUUCUCAAACAUGAAUGUCAGAGAGACACUUCUGUUGUAUGGAUAAGUGGAUUAUAAACACUAAGUUGCUGAGGAGAAACUUGACUGUGAAACAUGCAGUGUUUCCGUAGAGCAAAUAGAAUUUUUAGAUUGAAUCCACAAAAUAGUAUUUAAAUUACUACUGAAGUCAUUUUCUGGUUUGUAUCAAGGAUGUAGGUGGAAACUGCUUUUAUGUAUAGAGUUCUGUGGUAUGAGUAACAUCUGUUGCAUGUAACACUAAAUUACUUGUCCCUCUUGUCUGACAGUUUUAGACAACAAUUCAUUAAAUGCAUUUUGUAUUGACCAGAGUAUAGUUAAAGCUUGUCUUGAUGUUUAGUUCUGUCUCUCAAAUGCCUUGAACUUUGUUAUGAGGGGAAUGAAUGAUGUUAAACUGGUCCCUCAAGGCUUGCCUUUGUUCUCUCACAAGCCUUGAGGCAGUAUCACUGUUUAAUAUGUGGUAUAGAUUUAUUUUGAUGCAUUCCUGUGAUCUACACUAAGGCAUCUUUUUUUUUCAUCCAAGGAAGAGGUGAACACGUGCUGCCUGAAAUGGUCAGUGGCAGUGCUCAUAUCUCAGAACAAGCAGCCAUGGAGACAAGUAUAAUCAAUGAGUACUUGGUCCAAUUUCUGGGAAAAAAAAGGAAAAAAAGCCCCAUCAGCUGAAAGUAUUGGUGUUGACUUAACUUCACUGUGUCUUGUGCUUGUUUGUGUGGGCAUAGUCUGUUAAUUCAGUUUGUUUAGUAAAAAUGUUUAGGGCCGGAUUUCCAGCAGUCGUGUCUGCAGUCCUUGUUUGUGUGCACAUGGGGAUCAAAUGGAACUGGAGUUUGGUCUCUGGAAGAAUUUGCAGCUACACUUUGUGCACAGACUUGCAAAUCUGAUCCUUAAUUGUGAACUCUUUUGUCUUGUGUGCUUUUCUUGCAGUUACUUUUUACUGGAAGUGAUUUGCUAGAAACGGCCCUGACUCUUCUAUUUCUCUCUCGUGCUUCAGAAAUGCAGUUGGCCUGAAUAAAGGGCAAAAUAAUCUUAGCAGUAGAAAUUUGGACCUCUUUGCUUCCAGUUCUUUGACUCUCCUUGUUGCUCCCAAUGAUAGAAACAGCAUCUUUCUUCCAGUAAAAUGGCACAGGUUGUGAUGUGAUGGAACUCAGAGGAGUGCCCCCCUGCCUACCCCAGCCAGAACAAACGUGGUGAGAAACGUGUGGUUGAUUCUGAUUUCACCCUUCCAAACCCAAAGGCAAAUUCUGAGAAAUCUUGAGGAUACAGGAAAACACAGGUAAAUAAUACCUGGGCUGGCAAGGGACAGGGGGAUGUUACACAGAUCCUCGUUGUGGUUUCAACACUCAUGAGAAUGGAGGGAAAAAAUCCACAAUAUCCAAACAGUGGUUCUGAAUUUGGGUCCUUCCUCCCCCUCUUUGGCUCUCAGAGUCACCGAAUAUUCUCAGUUGGAAGUUCCUCGGCGAGGGGCGGAUUGGAAAGGCAAAAGAACCUCAUCCCAAAACCUGCUUAGGAAUUAAACAUUCCUGAAAUCCUCUUACUGUAACGUACUUGCUACUCUUAAAGGCCAACAAAGCAUUCAAGUCUCGUUGAGGAAAUGAGUGUUCUUGGAAGUUUCUCGGUGUAAGGUGUUCACGAUGCUGAGGCCAAUGAAACAUUCCCGACCACCUUUGAUGCCUGAAGUGGCAACAGAUCUCUUGUGAGGAGGUUUCUGCAUUCUGUAGUGUUUGUCUGCUGCUGUACAGAGUCCCUCAAUUGUUCCAGGAGGUUGGUGAGGUGCUUCAGGCAGCACUUGAUGCUCCUGAUUUAUGUGGGCUGAAGUCAGAGAUUGAAUGGCUUUGAUUCUGCCAAUGUUGUUUAAACGUGAACUAGACAAAACCGUUCCAGAAAAGAUGAAGUAUUCUGUUACCAUAAAACUGUAUUAAGCAUGGCCUAAAUAUUAGGUGUUUGUUCUGUAUAGUAUGUUCCAUCAACUAUUUAUUCCUAGUGCUUUAAACUCCAAAUUAAACACCCAUUGAAAUGGAGUCAUUGGGCAGAUGUUCCUUUCAUCGAUACAGGCUGAGAGAUUCUAUAUCAGAGGUUUAGGAUACAAUUUUGCUAACAGGUAAAACAAUGUAAAUAUGUACGAAUUCUAUUUGUUGCACAUAACUUUUUUGGUAUAAAAAAAAAAAAAAUAAAUGUAGAAAUUACCUGUGGA